Messenger RNA from Mandrillus leucophaeus (drill), 1841 nucleotides. It is a transcript of the gene CLEC4F, whose product is annotated as C-type lectin domain family 4, member F. The coding region runs from base 72 to 1841 and encodes 589 amino acids. NCBI's taxonomy places the organism in Eukaryota, Metazoa, Chordata, Mammalia, Primates, Cercopithecidae. The transcript has 7 exons. The record is from RefSeq and is a predicted model, not a curated record.
CAUUGGUCUGCGGAACGGCCCUUCCAGGAGCCAGUGGCUGGGAGCAGUGCUGGAGGAUCAAGGAAGCAGAGAUGGAUGGUGAGGCAGUCCGCUUCUGCACAGAUAACCAGUGUGUCUCCUUGCACCCCCGAGGGGUGGACUCUGUGGCAACGGCUUCUGCAGCCCCCAAGAUACCAAGGCUCAUUCAGGCUACUCCAGCAUUUAUGGCUGUGACCUUGGUCUUCUCUCUUGUGACUCUCUUUGUAGUGGUUCAACAGCACACAAGACCUGUGCCGAAGCCUGUGCAAGCCAUGAUUCUGGGAGACAACAUUACUGGGCAUUUACCUUUUGAACCCAACAAUCAUCACCACUUUGGCAGGGAGGCAGAAAUGCAAGAGCUUAUCCAGAUAUUAAAAGGCCACAUGGAGAAUUCCAGCGCCUGGGUAGCAGAGAUCCAGAUGUUGAGGUGCAGAGUGGACAAUGUCAAUUUGCAGCUCCAGGUGCUCGAUGAUCAUCUGGGAAACACCAGUGCUGACAUCCAGAUGGUAAAAGGAGUUCUAAAGGAUGCCACUACACUGAGUUUGCAGACCCAGAUGUUAAGGAGUUCCCUGGAGGGAACCAAUGCUGAGAUCCAGAGGCUCAAGGGAGGCCUGGAAAAGGCAGAUGCUUUAACUUUCCAGACCCAGAAUUUCUUAAAAAGCAGUUUAGAAAACACCAGCAUUGAGCUCCACAUGCUAAGCAGAGGCUUAGAAAAUGCAAACUCUGAAAUUCAGAUGUUGAAUGCCAGUUUGGAAAUGGCAAAUGCCCAGGCUCGGUUAGCCAAUAGCAGUUUAAAGAACGCUAAUGCUGAGAUCCAUGUUUCGAGAGGCCAUCUAGAUAGGGUCAAUGACUUGAGGACCCAGAGCCAGGUUUUAAGAAGUAGUUUGGAAGGAGCCAAUGCUGAGAUCCAGGGACUAAAGGAAAAUCUGCAGAACACAAAUGCUUUAAACUCCCAGACCCAGGCCUUUAUAAAAGGCAGUUUCGACAACACCAGUGCUGAGAUCCAGUUCCUAAGAGGCCAUUUGGAAAGGGCUGGUGAUGAAAUUCACAUGUUAAAAAGGGAUUUGGAAACGGUCACAGCCCAGACCCAAAAAGCAAAUGGCUGUCUGGACCAGACAGAUGCUCAGAUUCAGGUAUUCAAGGCAGAGAUGGCCAAUACCUUAAAUGCCCAGAUUCGGGUCUUAAAUGGUCAUAUGAAGAACGCCAGCAGAGAGAUGCAGACCCUAAAACAAGAAAUGAAGAAUGCUUCGACUUUAACUUCCCAGACCCAGAUGUUAGACAGCAAUCUGCAGAAGGCCAGUGCUGAGAUCCUGAGGUUAAGAGGGGAUCUAGAGAACACCAAAGCUCUAACCAUGGAAAUCCAGCAGGAGCAGAGUCGCCUGAAGACCCUCCACAAGGUCGUUGCUUCACAGGAACAGCUACAAAAAACCCAAAGUCAACUUCUCCAGAUGGUCCUGCAAGCCUGGAAGUUCAAUGGUGGAAGCUUAUAUUAUUUUUCUCGUGUCAAGAAGUCUUGGCAUGAGGCUGAGCAGUUCUGUGUGUCCCAGGGAGCCCACCUGGCAUCUGUGGCCUCCAAGGAGGAGCAGAUCAGAGCAUUUCUGGUAGAGGUCACAGGUAAAGCAUACUACUGGAUCGGUCUCACUGACAGGGGCACAGAGGGCUCCUGGCGCUGGACAGACGGGACACCAUUCAACGUCGCCCAGAACAAAACGCCUGGUUCCAAGGGAUCCUGCCCCCUCAGAAGGCAUAUUAGUGUGAAUUCUGGGGUGGGAGCUUGCAGCUUCAUAGACACCCCUCCCUGUCCCUGGAUCCUCAGUAACUAA